GGACGCGGACGGCCAGGAUGUGGUCUACUCUACGCGCACAGUCAUUGGAUCCGCUCUGCGCGCUGCAAGCGUUGUGACUUUUUUCUUGCAAAAAUUGUCAGAGUUUAUCACUCAAGAAGCAAAUUUGCUAACUGGAGUGGAUGAGCAGAUUUGUUCACUUCGGGACGAGCUCCAAUGGAUUCGUUCCUUCUUAAAGGAUGCAGACAGAGAGCGCAAAGAAAAUGAGAGAGUGAAAGUGUGGGUCAAUCAAGUAAGAGACGUUUCUCACCAAGCUGAGGAUGUUAUCGAUGAAUUCAUGCUUAAACUAGUGCUUCAACGGCAGCACCAAAAAAGUAUUGGUGGAGUGUAUAUGUAUAGGUCCUUGGCAGCAAGCUGGUUUAGUCGCACCAACAAGUUGAAGACCCUCCAUGAUUUGGGAAAUCAGAUAGAGAAGAUCAAGAGAAGAGUUGAAGAAAUUUCAGCAAACAAAUCGAAGUAUGGGAUUGAAGCUAUACAGACACAAGUGGGAGAGUCAUCAUCAAGAAGCUCGAAUCAAGAUCCACAGUGGAAGCAAAGGAGGGUUCAAGUGGCUGAGGAAGCAGAUGUUGUUGGCUUUGACAAGGAAACUCAAACACUAGUCAGGGAGCUGAUUGAAGGGGAUCCAUGGCUUUCAGUCAUCUCAAUCGUGGGAAUGGGUGGCUUAGGUAAGACUACUCUUGCUAAGAAAGUCUACAAUCACAACCUUGUUACUAAGCAUUUCGAUUGUCGUGCUUUGAUUUAUGUAUCUCAAGAGUAUAGGGUGAGAGAUAUUCUUGAGAKAAUUUUAAAUCAAAUCACCGAGUUUUCCAAAGAAGACAAAAAGUUGAGUGACGAGGAGUUGGAGAAGAAGCUCAUAUUGUACUUAAAGCAGAGGAGAUAUUUGGUGGUGGUAGAUGAUAUAUGGAGCGUAGAAGCUUGGGAUAGGUUGGAACAUAUCUUUCCGAAGGAGAUGAUGGGAAGCAGGAUAUUGCUUACUACUCGUAAGAAAGAUGUGGCUCGCCAUGCUGACGUUGAGAGGAUUCCUCAUGAAUUGCAGCCUUUAACUGAAAAUGAGUCUUGGGAGUUGUUCUGUAAGAAAACAUUGCUAAGAAGUCAGACAACUUGUGUGGUGCCUUCAGAUCUAGAAAAGAUAGGAAGAGAUAUGGUGGGGAAAUGCAAAGGAUUACCACUUGCCAUCGUUGUUCUAGGAGGUUAUUUGUCAACGAGAGAUAGAAGCUGGGAUGAAUGGCAAAAAGUUUCAAAUCGCAUGGCUUGGCAAUUGAGUGGAAAUGAAGAAAGCCCAAUUCCAAAAAUAUUGUCAUUAAGCUACAACGAUUUACCCUAUUACUUGAAGUCAUGUUUUCUUUACUUUGGUGUCUUCCCUGAAGAUUCUGAGAUCCCUGUGGGUAAAUUGAUUCGGUUAUGGGUUGCAGAAGGGUUCAUACAACAGAGAGGUGAUCAAACAUUGGAGGAUGUUGCCAGAGACUAUCUGCAGGAGUUGAUUAAUCGGAGCAUGGUUCAAGCAUCAAAACGAAGAUAUAAUGGGGAGGCCAAAACAUGUCGCAUCCACGAUCUUCUAAGAGAUCUCUCAAUUUCUGAAGCCAAAGAAGACAGGUUUCUUGAUGUUCUUGAUGAGGUAAAUUUUCAAGUAUCCUCAUCAACCAGUAUGCGUCGAGUAACCAUUAAUGACAUGAGGCUUUUGAUCAAGUUUCUCUCUCAAGUGCAACCCAGCACUCCAAACCACCUCCGUUCUUUGUUAUAUAUUUCCCCAUUUAACUUGUAUAAAAUCAGGGACAAGUAUCAAAGGAUUCACUUCUCAAGCUUUAGAUUGCUCAGGGUACUGGAUCUUUUGAAUGUGCAGAUCGACAACCAAGCAGCUUUCAAAAUGAAAAUUGGUGAAAUGAUUCAUUUAAGGUAUUUGGGGUUGUUAUUUGCCAAAGCAAUAAAGAUUCCAUCCACCAUUUCCAAUCUCCUCAAUCUACAAACCCUCCAGAUGGAAAACUUGUCUGAAAAUCGAUUUUGUUUACCCAAAGAUAUUAACAAGAUGGUUCAAUUAAGGCAUGUUUCCAUCUAUAGGGGGUCAAUAAGUGGAAAGAUUGAUGGACUGAGAACUCUCCAAACUCUACAAUGGGUAGAGGCAGGUAGUUGGAUUGAGGAUGACUUGCCCAAGUUGAAGAAUCUUCGGAAGCUGGGGAUACGUGUAAUACAUAAUUCACAAAGGGAGACAUUGUCUAACGCUAUUGCUGAACUACAUCAACUUCGAAGCUUGAAUUUGGCAACUAUGGAAGACAAUACUGUGAUCCCAAAUUUGAUGCUUUCUAAUCACCAACAUCUUUACAAGUUGAUAUUGUAUGGGCGGUUGGAAAUGCUACUCGACCCAGAUGAAUUUCCACCAUACCUCACCCACCUGUAUCUGGGAGGGUCUCUUUUGGAGCAAGACCCAGCAACAACACUUGAGAAGCUACCACACCUGAGGUUUCUCAAAUUAUAUUACAACGCAUACAUAGGAAAGGAUAUGGCCUGCUCUAGAGGUGGGUUUCCUAUGCUUCAACACUUGGAAAUCAGUGGUCUUGAGGAAUUAGAAGAAUGGCGAGUAGAGGAAGAAUCAAUGCCUGGGCUUAAGCAUUUGAGUCUCGUUAAUUGUAAAUGCCUCCAGAUGCUUCCAGAUGGGUUGCAACACCUGACCAGGCUUAGGGAAUUGGAGGUACGACGCAUGACGAUCAAAUUCACAUAUAGGAUUGAUUCAGAAAAUGGAAUUGAUUGGCAUAAGGUCCAGCAUGUGCCAUCUAUCACUAUUUCAGAUUAUUUUCUUGAUUAACUAAUGGUAGUUGAAGAAUGUGAUGUGCUUCUGUUUAUGUAUUCCACACUUUUGGACAAAUAAACCCAGUUACAGUGGUAGUUUUAUGCCUCAAAAUCAUUGUUAAUGUCCCCUGUUUUAUUUUGGCCGAAUGGGGUUUCUCGCAUAUUUUCCCUUUUCCUUUCCUUUGAAAACCAAUUUCUGUUUUUUUUUUCUCUAUCCUCCCAUUCAUGGUAGCCUCAGGCAAGAGCAAGUUUUCUGGAAAAGAUCAACAGGAUCAAAAGUUGCAUCUUCAUGGUGCGCGACCUGGUUGCUCCUAGAUGGAGGGCAGUUCAGACGUCAGUUGUUUASCUGGCCGGUCAAACUGUAAGGAAGUAGAGUUCAAAGGAUCCAGCUUGGCUAACCCGAUGUGGGCGCUCCAAUGCUUUCUAUGUGCAAAUUAAAGGCUUGACAACAAAAGAGUUAGAAUGCAAUAAAUCAUGUAUACCUUGUAGCCUUGGGGUCAAUGCCCUUUAUAUAGGUGAGAUGUCGUGUGCCUCACGAAAUACCUCUGAGAUCUCUUGGGCGUGCUGUUAGGAGUCCAUUUCGCACCAAGAGGUGAACUUCAUGCUAGCCGAUAAGGCUUAUCGAGUCCGUCCGAUCUGGGCAUGAUGAGGAUAAGACUUAAGGACAUGGGGCGUAAUCCCGUGAAGUUCGGAGACAACUGGCUAGCUUCUAGAAAUUGGCUACGUGUUACUUUAGYAGGUUGGGCCAUCCCGAGCUACUCGGACCUCGGUCCUGACCAAGGUGCCCGAGGUAACUUAACCAGCUGAGGUGACAGGAAAUGCUGAGUCACUGUCCAGUCAGAAAGUCGCCUCCACGUGUCCUAGCAUGAAUAGGUCGGGCCAAAUCACCCCUCAUCACAUCUCAAGUAAAGCACCGAUCACCAGUGACUAUUCAGAGCACUACAACUGGAGUAUGUGACUAU
Nelumbo nucifera (sacred lotus) is the source of this 3761-nucleotide messenger RNA. The record is from RefSeq and is a predicted model, not a curated record. NCBI's taxonomy places the organism in Eukaryota, Viridiplantae, Streptophyta, Magnoliopsida, Proteales, Nelumbonaceae.